UUGGAAUAUAUUUAACAAACAGUAGUUUUUGCAUCUCUUUAUCAUUCUCUGUAAAUAAUAAAUAUAGUUCCCAAUAAUUUUACUCAUUUCUAUUUUUAUUGACAUUAAACGAUUCAAAGGAAAUGUUUAUCUAUUCAUAAAAUUUUACUAUUUAACAAAAUUAUAAUUUCUGACAAUAAAAUUUUUUUCCCCUAAAAUAAAAUGUGGAAAAUGUGGAAAUUUUCAAUCAUCAUGCUAAUUAUUAUUAAUUUAAUAGACUGCAAAGCAGUGGAUGCUGAGAAUUAUUUAACAACUGAUUUUUUCCUUAAUAAUAUCGAAAAUUUGAGAACAAAUUAUUUAUUUAAAAAGUUUUUAGAGCAUUUCAAGAAAUAUUUGAAAAAUGGAAAUGCAUUUCUAGGUAUUCCACCAAUGGAUCCUUACAAAUCGGGUCCAGUAAAUACAAUUUUGAAUUCAGAUGAUAUAAAAGGCAAUAUUUCAAUUAAUAGUGUUGAUAUUUCUGAAUUAUCAAAUUAUCGUGUUACAAGAGCAGAAAUUGAGGGACUAAUAAUAAAAAUGGGUUUUCAAUGGUCUAAUAUAAAUGGAAAUAUUACUGCGUAUGAGAUUAGAAAUGGAAGUUUUAUGAAUUUCAUUCAAAUUUUUGGAUUUGGAGACGCAGUAUUUACUCUCAACGAACUGAAUUUCAAUGCAAAUAUUACUCUUGGAUUGAAAAAUAUAAAAAUAUUUAUAAAAUCCGUAGAGUCACAAAUUUCACUUGAAGAUUUCGAGUUCUUCACCGAUGGUUUAUAUAACGAUAGUUAUAUAUCAAAAGAGAUGUGCGCUGUAAUUUCGCAAAUGGGACCUGAUUUUAUUCAAAGUUAUCAAACAACAUUGACAACAAUAAUUAAUGAAAAAAUAACGAAAAUAGUGGAAAAAAUAAUUGGCUACAUAAGUGUCAAUAGAUUGAAUUUCAAUGAAAUUCUUCAAAAAUUUUCCUUCGAAUCAUUUUAUCCAUUUAGAAAUUAAAUUUAAAAAGAAAAAUAGUUAAUUUUAAAAAAAUGUACUAAAAAAAAUUAACACAAUCGAAAUGACGUAAUGUUAUAACUGAAAGAAAAAAUUAAAAAAAGAACAUGAAAAAUAAAUAUUUAUUCUUAAAAAUAAUGUAGA
Leptopilina heterotoma is the source of this 1143-nucleotide messenger RNA. RefSeq lists its product as uncharacterized. The transcript has 5 exons. The coding region runs from base 202 to 1002 and encodes 266 amino acids. The record is from RefSeq and is a predicted model, not a curated record. Lineage: Eukaryota; Metazoa; Arthropoda; Insecta; Hymenoptera; Figitidae.